Xiphophorus maculatus (southern platyfish) is the source of this 4865-nucleotide messenger RNA. RefSeq names its product ATM interactor (gene atmin). Bases 45 to 2441 code for a protein of 798 amino acids. The record is from RefSeq and is a predicted model, not a curated record. Gene Ontology annotation, molecular function: DNA-binding transcription factor activity, RNA polymerase II-specific; transcription cis-regulatory region binding. Gene Ontology annotation, biological process: regulation of transcription by RNA polymerase II. NCBI's taxonomy places the organism in Eukaryota, Metazoa, Chordata, Actinopteri, Cyprinodontiformes, Poeciliidae. The transcript has 4 exons. Gene Ontology annotation, cellular component: nucleus.
UUGCCCCACGCUAAAGUCCCUUUCAGUCAAAGCGGAGGGACGUCAUGCCCCUGUUCAUUCAACGCUCCUGCUGGGGGGGCUCAAUGCGAAACGGAAUGGACUGUCAACAGAGAAACAUGGCCGUUUCUGCAACGGCCAAGGCAAAUAGCAGGCAUGACUCGACGGCAGGCGGCGUGAAAUGCUGCGAGGAGCCUAUGCCGCAGUGUCGGGAAAUAAUAAAACCUACCAUCAUCGAGCUGACCAAAGAAGUUAGGACGAACAUCCUGUGCACCGUGGAAGGAUGUGGCAAGAUUCUCCCCAACACACCUGCAUUGAACAUGCAUCUCGUAAAGUCGCACCGGAUAAAGGAUGGAAUUGUCAACCCCACAGUCAGAAAGGAGAUGAAGGGCUCACAAAAACUUUACUGCUGUCCCAUCGAGGGCUGUCCCAGGGGCCCCAACAGACCUUUCUCACAGUUCUCCCUGGUUAAGCAACAUUACAUGAAGAUGCAUGCGGAGAAAAAACACAAGUGCUCCAAAUGCAACAACGGCUACAGCACAGAAUGGGACCUGAAGAGGCACAUCGAAGACUGUGGGAAGACCUAUGAGUGUACAUGCGGCUGCCCCUAUGCUAGCAGAGCUGCUUUGUUGUCUCAUAUUUACCGUACUGGUCAUGAAAUUCCUACAGAACACAGAGUUCCUCCUGUAAAAAAGCGGAAGAUGGAGAAACUUCUGAGUGUUUCUGAAAAAGUGAAGGUUCAUGAUUCAACUGUUCAAAUGACGCCCGCUGUUAAAGAAGCGACGGAGACGGCUCUCCCCUCUGAUUCAGCUGUGUACAUCCUAGAGCCAACGAACCAGAGCUCUAACCCCCACAAGGGUCUUCAGAAGUUGCUCCUCCCAAAACCCAAGAUGGCUUUAGUCAGCGUUCCAGUUAUGCAGCUGGCCCAUCUACCUGUCCUUCUUCCGUCCACAGAAGGUGGCCCUCUGAGGUCUGUAGUGCUUGCAGUAGACAACCAAGGCUCUGUGAGCACUCUUCAGCUCCUGCCACAAACUCCAGGAGCGGUCCUGCCCCAACUCGAUGUAAAAAGUUUAGCUUUCAAGGAUUACAUGCCCUCUUCACGUUCUAGCCAAGGUCCUAUCAGCACAGGGGUUCAGGUCAAUCUGGAUCCUGCGAGUACAGACGAUUCGGCCGGCUGUGUGGCAGGACAGAGAGGAAGAAGCACCUCUACCAACAUACAGACAGACAGGUCCUACUUGUCAAAAAUGCCUCCAGUGGCCGGAGAAGGAAUUGGACUGUGUUCUGUGAGCGAGUCCUCAGUUUCAUCCUGCUCCCAAACAGACAUUAGUGUGAGUGCCCAAGUCCUCCUGCCAGUAAGUGUUGAAACUCAAACAUUUGUUUCCAGAGCCAAAUCCACAUCAUCUGUUGGAGCUCAGACUGACAGUCAGUGCCUGAGUCAAAUUACUUCGGCCUGCUCAUCUGUGCUGCCUUAUAAAACUAAGCAGACACAGACAUAUUUUGCAAUGCCACAACUGGAAGAGAAGGCUCAGGAUCAGGCCGCAAUGUGCUCCGAUCUGUUUGAGAACGACUCUCUCAGCGUUUCUACCCAAACAUGUGCAGACAUAACUGAGGCCCUCAACGCUGCUGGAAGCAAUCUAUACGAGGACUCAAAGUCAGUGGGUGGUUUGUGUUUCGGAGUGCAGACACAUGAUCUUGGUGGAAGCAACAUGGCGGAUAAUCAGACCCAAACAAUAACCCUUUUAAAUGACCUGGAGAACAUUUUGUCUGAUCACCAGGUCAUCACAGAGGCCUCUGCUGGCUGUGGGUCCGGCCCAGGCUCUGUUCAGGAGCAGCACAAUGGAAUAGACUUUGACUUUGAGGAGUUUCUUAAUGCUGUGCACAUUCAGACCCAGACGGAGGAGAGCGAACUGGGUGUCCUGGGUGGCGACACACCUCUUUCAUCUCUAGACAUUCAGACUCAGACUGAUUUCCUCCUCAUGGAUGAACUGGACCAAAGUGAAGGACAGAGCCGGUCUCAAGCCAGCGACCUGGAGCUAUUUGACACUCAAACUCAGACUGACCUCAAUUUCCUACUAAAUACUGGAAGUGGCAUGCCCCUGAGCAACAUCCUGCGACAUUCAAGCUUUUCUAUAAGCACAGAGUCCUCAGAUACUGAAACACAAACUGAUCUCCCCUCAUUUGCUGGAGGUCCUUCCUCACAGACCCACACAGGUCAGGGUGAGCAUGGAAGGAUGCUGAACAGCACAGAAACCCAGACCAUGACCAGUCAGGCAGAGGGCCUGGGGCACCUUUUCCUGACCAGUAAUGAAACACAGACUGUAAUGGAUGACUUCCUGUCAGCAGACCUGGCAUGGAACAUGGAGUCACAUUUCAGCUCCGUGGAAACCCAAACAUGCGAGGAGCUUUGUGCUCUCUUUCAGCACUCUGACAAACCAAACAGCUGAAAAGCCUCACAGGGAAGUUUUUCCCAAGCCGCUUGCAGAACAGGGUUAUGAUAUACCGCUUUCUUCUAGGGGAAUGAGUCUGUGUUGCUCUAGUAGCCGUUCGACCAUUCCAGAGGGGGCGUCACUUCCGGAGCAUUUCCAGGUCUACAUCCUGACAUGGGGCUCCUGCACAGUCUGGAAAAAUUACAAGAUUUUAUUUGACCAUUUUGCUGGUCUGGAGAAGUAUGAAAAGAAGAAUGCAGAGGAUGGGAAAUGUUUGAUUUUUUUUCAUUUUUUCCCUGCCUUUAUUUUCUCAUUUUUAAUUUUCAAAAGGACAUAAAUCCAAUUAUGUUUCAUGAACGCUGUGGCUUUUGCAUUUGUUUGUUUUUAAAUGAUUUUCUUUAUCUCUGAUUUACCACACCAGAGCUUUAUGUACAAUUCUAGCCAUCCAGCAUUCAGAAAUCAAAAAAGGAGUCAUUUUUCAGACAUAAGAAAACUUCCAAUUAAUGUUUUAAUACAACAAAAAGAAAUGCCACACAGAAUCCAGUUUCAACACUGUUUCAGGAUGUGUGGAACCUAUACAUAAGAUUUCUCUUCAAGAUCUUCAAGGUUGAUGAUUUUGUGUUCAAAUGUCCAGAAUGCUAUAAAAAGUAGAAUAAACUCUGGAAAUUUGAGUCUGGAAAAGUAUGAAAUUUCAAAAUGAAAAAUAUGUAGAAACCCUGCUGAUAGCUUUGGUGCACUUUAUUAGAUCAGUGGGCAUGAUUUAUUAGCUCCUGUGACAGUUUACAUAUUUAUUUGCACACAGAGUAACAUGUUGUAUGUGUUUUGUCUGAAAUGCCAUUUAACCCGUAUAUUUUCACCACAAGUGAUUUGUGACGUCAAGUCUUUUACAGUUUCGUUUUUAAAUUACCAGGUGUUAAAGCUUCUUGAAUUCCUUGCAUCUCAGCAGUAUAGGAUGCAACAAUAUGCAUUGUUUACAUUUAAAAAGCGCAUGAAACCUUUACAUGGUUGGCCGCACAACACGGCUGUCGUAUCUGCACUUGUGCAUUUGACGGCUGCCCUCCUUGAAGUUACUGUCGGCCUAAGGAAGACUGUACGCUCUGCUUUACAUGCUCUUAACAUUUGAAGUUUAUGAACGACAUGACCAAUGUCUUAAGUUAAUUUUCCUCUUAAACACUAAGCUCGCCUUGACAUAACCGAUCUUUGCUCCAAGCAGCUAAAAUAAAUUUCAAAUAUACAAGUAUGCAUUCAUCUGUGGCACAAGUUUAAAAAAGUAAUUGUUGAACAGUAGUGAGUUUUUGCACACUUUUUUUUUUAUUUAAAUGUGAUUGUGAUGUUUAAUGUUGUGGGAAAACUAAAACUUUAUUUUUUUUGUUGCUUGUAGAUAAUUGCUCCAAGUCAUUUAAUGGGCUUGGCUGUCAUUGUCUUUGACUUAUUCAUUAGCUGGGUGUAAGUUUAUACAGUAGCAGCACUGUGUGCUGAAGCUAUCCUGUAUUGUUACUGUGCAGUAAACGGUGAGUUAGACCUAGGAUUAGCACUGUUACUGUAUGUUUACCACCCGAUAGACUGAAAGUAAUAUCCUUGAGAUAACUUUUUAAUUCUGUCUUGUUCAAAAGUGGCAAAAUUGAAUUUCUUUUUCUUUUUAAAUACUAUUGAACUUUUUACCUCACAGCAGAAUAGAUUAUGUUUUAAAAGAGAACAUGCUUUUUGUUUUGUCUGUGCCUUAAUUCAGGUAUUAACUUUGGUUUUGUUUCAUAAUAAUUUGCUGCUUUUAGAGAAAACACGGAUUACAAGCAUAUUUACAGCAUCCAUUUGUCCCUACAUUGCAUGUGUAAUCAAUUCAGGAGGAAUGCUAUCAACAUGGUUGCAUGAUGUACCAAAAUAUUUCUGGUUGGAUUUGGUCAUUUUGUCGUGUGAAAUGAUUGCUUUUCAGCACAUUAUUUCAAUAAUAAGAUAAGUUUCCAUCUUAUUAUUUAAUAGGUAAGUAGUUUUGUUGUUACACUUUAAAAACAAUUGGAAACAGAAGAAUGUAUAGAAAAUAGCACAGUGUCUAAGUGUACCAUACUCAUUUAAAUUUUUUUGCACAACAUCCUAAAUGACGACGGAUAUUUCCCUGUCUCAAGUUGUUUUUUUUUGUCACAUUGUAAAUUUGACUAUUUAUUGUUUUGAGAUCUUGACUUCUAGUUUGUGGUUUUUGAAUUCAGAAAAACACAGCGUUGCUGUUUCCAGCUUUAGUGGAACAGACAAAUGCCUUGCUUUAGAAAGAAAAUGUUUAAUCUUUGUUGGUCUUAAUUGUCAGCAACAGUAUUUUCUCCCUGUAAAAGGAGUGCAUGCACAAUUUAUGUUUAGAGGAAUUCAGCUUCAGUUGCCUCAAUGCGUAGUUAUUGGUUGCCUUGAUUAUUUGUUGAAGCUACUCUCCAGUUGUCAAUAAAUAUUGGAAAAAUA